Molecule: messenger RNA, 516 nt
Organism: Spirodela intermedia
Lineage: Eukaryota; Viridiplantae; Streptophyta; Magnoliopsida; Alismatales; Araceae
Source: the annotation of a GenBank genome assembly
AUGCAACCCGGGGAGGUGGCCAGCCUGGGGUACCCCCUGCUAGAGAGAGAGAGGAUGGCGAUGGGGGAGAGGGGCAUGGCGAUGCCGCCGUUCCAGUUCAGCAGGUUCUUCAGCCCGCCGCCGCCGGUCGCCGCUGCCGUCGCCUCCUCCAACUCCGACGAGGGGGACGGGCAGCAGCGGGGCCUGGUGGUGGAGGAGCGGCGGCGGCGGCGGAUGAUCUCCAACCGGGAGUCCGCCCGCCGCUCCCGCAUGCGGAAGCAGCGCCAUCUCGACGAGCUCCAGUUUCAGGUCUCCGGCCUCCGCUCAGUCAAUCGCCGCCUCAUCGACCAGCUCAACCGCGCCAUCGCCGACCGCGACCACACGCUCCUCGAGAACUCCCGCCUCCGCGGCGAGGUCUCCGGCCUCCAGCGGCGCCUCCAGGCCUCCGCCGCCGCCUCCCUCGGCCACACCCACUCCGACGAACUCAACCAGGAGGAACACGAAGAAUCUCACCCAUCUUCCAACCUUCUUCCCUGA